CCCAGACAACACAAGGCGCCUUUGCCCGUGUUGAGGGGGAGAGGGGACUCUUUUCAGCAAUAUUCUUCUUUACUCAGUCCUCUGUUGGGGCGAUAUCAGCCGCGUUUGUGACUACUGUCGUUAGAGUUUUUGUUUCAUGGCAUUUUAAAGUGACACUUUGGGUUUCUUGUCUGGUUUGGCUCUCGCAGGGAGGUGGAAACUAUUCGCGCCGCGGUUAACACGGCUUCAGCUGGUCGAGCUUGUUAGCUGUAGCCUAUUUUAGCCAGCAGCUACCAGUAGAUUUGCGGUUUAUAUCCGAGGCUGCCCUGCCAGGUAGGUCAUCUGAGGCUCGAGGCGCCGGUCAGCCACAAUGAUUUGGUCAUUUCAACAAAAUCUGAGUGUUGACAUAGGGAAAUAAUCCAUCUGAUUUACGCACAAAUAAACGCAACCUUUUGUCUGACUUGUGCGCAGCAGCCCGGCUGGUUUGGCCUGUUUCAUUGUCUCCGAACAUCGAAAACAUACAAGUUGUUUUUUUCCCCCCACACACUGUCACUGGGUUGUUAGGGCUAACUUAGUAGUCAGCUGUCGACUCCAGGUAAUCUUGAAAGCUACUUUGUUCCAUUAUGGCGCAACACGACCACUCUCAUGUAGCCAGUUCACAAAAAGCACUCAUGUUGGAGAUGAAGAGCCUUCAGGAGCAGCCUGUCGAGGGAUUCAAGAUAACACUGGUGGACGAGGCUGAUAUGUACAACUGGGAAGUGGCCAUUUUCGGACCCCCAAACACUCACUAUGAAGGGGGCUAUUUUAAGGCUCGGAUCAAGUUCCCUAUAGACUACCCAUACUCCCCACCUGCCUUCCGGUUCCUCACCAAGAUGUGGCACCCCAAUAUCUAUGAGAAUGGAGAUGUGUGUAUUUCUAUAUUGCACCCUCCGGUGGACGACCCGCAGAGCGGAGAGCUGCCAUCAGAGAGAUGGAAUCCCACCCAGAAUGUCCGGACCAUUUUGCUGAGUGUGAUCUCGCUGCUGAAUGAACCCAACACCUUCUCUCCUGCCAAUGUGGAUGCCUCCGUUAUGUACCGCAAAUGGAGGGACAGCAAGGGCAAGGACCGUGAAUAUGUAGAGAUCAUCAGGAAACAGGUUUUGGCCACCAAGGCGGAAGCUGAACGCGACGGCGUGAAGGUGCCCACCACGCUGGCCGAGUACUGUGUCCGCACACGUGCCCCAGCCCCCGACGAAGGCUCCGACCUCUUUUAUGACUACUACUAUGACGACGAAGAUGUGGAGGACGAGGACGGCGACUGCUGCUACGACGAGGAUGAUUCAGGCAACGAGGAAUCUUGACGUGUUUUUUCGACAUCGUCCCCAAUCUAGCUGACAUACGCUACCCCCUUUUUUCUGUCUGGGUUGCCAGAAAUUCUCGGUUCAACAACCAGGAAAGAUUUGAAGCUUCCCACUUCUAAACAAAUGAAAAGAGAUGUUUUUUCCUGAGCCUCUGAGGCAAAUAUCGAUGCACCGUUGUGAAAGGGUCAGACCUGGUAAGAUUUGCACCAGCACAAGUCACCAGUUUAUUCAGUUUUUUUCUUCAACAGUUUUCAUUAUCACCCAAAACCUUACUUUGAGUGAAUAGCUUAAACUAUUACUUAAUUCUACUGAGUUGUUCAGUCCCCUGUACAGUAUAUGGUAUUGUGGGGUUAAUACCACUGUUAACAAAAGCAACAUUUGCACCAGUGCAAACACUUCCAAACUUUGCUCAGCCUCUCUCUUGCAUAUCUUUAUUUCUGUAAGUGUAACUGGGUGUUGCCCACCAGUAGUUGGUCCCAGUGACUGACUGAAGAUUGAGGACUUCAAGCAGCCUGUUUGCGUGCAAAUGCGUUGAAUCAGACAUUUCCAAGUUUCACAGCCUGUUUUGCUUCAAGAGGACGGGAUGUCACGGGACGAUGAUUUCAAAGUUCUUGUGCAUGCCAGAACAUCAUCUGAAGCUUUUUGUCUCUCUCUUUGCUGGUGGACUGUUUACCUACAUCAUGAUUUGUUUCCAGCUCACUGAUAAGAAAGACUUGUGUUGAUGGAGUUUUCCAGAGAACUUUGCAUCUGGAGAACCGGCUGGCAAGCUGAGUCAGUGGGUACACGUGUGGACAUUUUUGGCAACAUGAAAUUGAUCUUUGCUGUGUUUCUUCUGGUUACUGUUGGAUGUGUUUCUCUGUCAUUUUGAGUGUGGGGUUAUGUUAUUUGAAGUAGCUCAGAUUUAAGAGUCAUGUAGGAUGACCAAGUUUUUCGGUGAGGGGUGGGCGGGGCAGAACUAAUUAAAGAUCAGAUUUGUAUCUCUCCACAGGUUUUCUCUUUGAGAGGAACCAAAGAUCUAAAAUGGUGUAAAAGAAAGCCCAAAAUAUUUUUACUGUUUGUUGUAUUCUUGUCUUUGUUUGCUCCCUUGCGAGCGUUGUUAUUUUAGUCCCUUUCUUUGGUUAGACAUUAUGCCUGCAAUCUUUGCUUGAGAAUGAUUUAUGUGAUGAUAUUAUUAGGUUUGAUUGGCAAAAAAAGCUUCCGUAGGACACGUGUCUGUCAAAAGGUGUUGUUGCAGUAUCAGUCAGGAUUUUCAUUUUCAGGAGAAGGCCGCCGUUUUCUUUUCAUUUCAAUUCUUUUACUGUCAGCGGAGUGUGGACGGAUUUUGAUAUAAUUUCUAGAGUGCAUGGGUGUCCUCUUUGUGUAUUUUUGCAUCAGCAAUAUUGAUUGUUUCAUUUACUCAAAUUGGCACUUCAUACUGAAUUUCUCAGGAUAACGAAUUACAUAUGACAAAAACAAUUAAGACAAGCAACUAUUUUCCUCUUUUAGGUGUUCUUCAGAGUUGGUUUACAGCUUUAACAGGAACCAUAACUGAUAUGCACAUGUAGCUGUAUGGAUGAUCACCUUAUUGUUCUAUUCACCUGUCAUUAUUUUUAUUUUCGGCUAUUUAAAACUGAAAAAUAAAGAUUUAUUGGGAAAAAACA
This is a messenger RNA of Larimichthys crocea (large yellow croaker), 2959 nucleotides long. Its product is annotated as ubiquitin-conjugating enzyme E2 R1. Bases 603 to 1319 code for a protein of 238 amino acids. The transcript has 5 exons. Lineage: Eukaryota; Metazoa; Chordata; Actinopteri; Sciaenidae. The record is from RefSeq and is a predicted model, not a curated record.